Molecule: messenger RNA, 2000 nt
Organism: Daldinia decipiens
Lineage: Eukaryota; Fungi; Ascomycota; Sordariomycetes; Xylariales; Hypoxylaceae
Product: phospholipase D/nuclease
Exons: 3
Coding region: 392-1954 (520 amino acids)
Biological process (GO): double-strand break repair; single strand break repair
Cellular component (GO): nucleus
Molecular function (GO): double-stranded DNA binding; 3'-tyrosyl-DNA phosphodiesterase activity; single-stranded DNA binding
Source: RefSeq, a predicted model, not a curated record
GUUUCAUUCAAUAUAGCGGAAUAUAUUGGCAUUGUCGCUUCACUGACCAGAUCUCAUCCGGCUCAACAGAUGCUAAAUAAAGUAGAGCAUACGGAUCCGUACUCUCGUACGUAUUCAGUAAUCUAUAUCAAAGUAGUGGACAUUUACGGCCAUCAAACAUUGGCUAUGAAGCAUUAAACAUAAAUCAGCCGUCCGCGUCAGCCCUGUGGAAUUGUUUUACGCUUGAAACUUGGUUGAUAUCAGCAUCGACUUUCUGCAUAUUUGUCGAACAUUGAAGUCUCUGGCCUUGACACAGCUGACGUGCAUAUACUCCUACAGAGGGGAUCUUGAUAAUCGCGUUGCACUCCACCAAUACAUACGACGUAGCCCCUAUCCACUCUCGUUUUUCGAUAUGAUAGAGCAUUCAGCAAAGCGCCGCCGUUUAAGUAAUACGGAAAAGGAUGGCACUACGAAAGUUACGAAAAGGUCCAAUGAGAUACCAGCAUCCCUUUCACUCCCAAUUAGUCCUCCAAGGAAAAUGAGAAGCCACGAGCGUAAACUCAUCAAGUCCCCAUUUCAGCUUACCACUAUUAGAGACCUUUCGGAAGAGUCAAACAUCGGAGCCGUCUCCCUCCAUGAUAUUCUCGGCGAUCCACUGAUAGCUGAGUGCUGGGAGUUCAACUACUUACACGAUGUGAACUUUCUUAUGAGCCAUUUUGAUGAGGAUACAAGAUCGCUCGUUGAAGUUCAUAUUGUACACGGAUUCUGGAAGAGAGAUGAUACCCAUAGAUUGUCGCUUGAGAAACAGUCUUCUCAGUACAAAAAUGUCACUCUUCAUGCAGCACACAUGCCAGAGAUGUUCGGUACCCACCAUUCGAAGAUGCUCGUGUUGUUUAGACACGACGACACAGCACAGGUUAUUAUAUGUACAGCCAACAUGAUUCCAAAGGACUGGACGAACUUGACCAACGGCGUUUGGCAAAGUCCACGACUCCCUCGCCUAACGGAAUCGCAUAAAUCUUCCGGAACAGAUAUGCGUAUUGGCUACGGGCCGAGAUUUAAAAUCGACUUGCUGAAUUACCUACGGGCAUACAAUACUAAAAGACAGACAUGCGAGUCCAUGGUUGAUGAACUGGAGAAAUAUGACUUUAGUGCCGUACGAGCAGCGCUGGUUGCCAGCGUGCCUGGAAGGCAUGAUAUAAAUGGAGAUGAUCCUAGGAAGACUCGCUGGGGAUGGGCAGGUGUUAAGCACGCCCUCGGCCCCGUCCCUGUUCAGUUGGGGAAAUCAGAGAUCGUGGUGCAAAUAUCAUCCAUUGCAACUCUAGGUGCAACAGACACCUGGCUAAAACACACCUUGUUCGACCCAUUAUCAUCUACGAGGGCGAGUUCCUCGAAGCCUAAAUUCAAGAUAAUAUUUCCUACUCCUGACGAGAUAAGACGUUCCUUAGAUGGCUACGCUUCUGGUGCUUCUAUACACAUGAGGAUACAAUCAGCAACUCAAGCGAAGCAACUUCAAUACAUGAGACCUAUAUUUCACCACUGGGCUAAUGAUUGCGAGAAGGGAAUAAUCGAAGAGGGCAAUGUCCAGGAUGGAGGACGCAAACGUGCCGCGCCACAUAUAAAGACUUACAUACGGUACAACGAGAACAAGUCCAUCGAUUGGGCCUUGCUCACAUCCGCCAACAUAUCAACGCAGGCCUGGGGAGAAGCCGCAAACACUGGACAGAUACGAAUUGCCUCGUGGGAGAUUGGCGUCCUCGUGUGGCCUGAAUUAUUUGCGGAUGGAGCUAAGAUGGUUGGUACCUUUAAGACGGAUAUGCCUACAAAAGAAGAUUUCGACGGGAAUGAGCCUUUGGUUGGUCUAAGGAUACCGUAUAGCCUGCCUCUACAGAGAUACGGAGACAGUGAAGUUCCAUGGGUAGCUACGGCAAGCUAUACGGAACCUGAUUGUAUGGGUCAUUUUCGGAAGGAUUAGACCUAGGAGUUAUCAAUGUAAGAUGAUAUAUAGUAGAACUAUUAUA